AUGAAGAACAUCAACGCUCUCCUAGCGCUGCCCGCAGCUCUGCUCAGUGCAGUUGCAGUGCAGGCUCAAGAGCUACAAUGGCCAUACAACCUCCCACGAACGGCCAAAUACUACCCGAAGGACGAGGCGCAUGUGAAGCGGGAACUCGCAGCUCAAGAGCGAUUGGCGUGGCGGGCUCCGGCAGGUGUGAGGAAGAUGGGCGAAGAUGAAGGGGAGAAGUUCUGGAUGGGUUACUGGGACCUACGGAUAACAGACGAUCGACCGGAAACAACUCGCGACGAGCCUCUGGGAGACGAGAGUGGGAAUGCCACGAUAAUACCUGCAUUGCUCCCGGCAGUUGCGCAACAUCUCGAGAGAUACGAGAGAUAUGACUACGGCCACUUACGGCGCAUGAUCUUCGAGCGCGACUUUCAGUGCCCUGGAGGGACCUACUCUUGCGACUCCAUCGGCGAGGACGAUCUUUGCUGCAACAAUGGAGACACCUGUGUCUCGACAUCCGAUGGCAUAGGCUGCUGCCCAUCCGGCGCAUAUUGCGGGGAGGAAGUGUCGGACUGCGACACGAAUGCCGGAUAUACCUCAUGCCCUCACAGCCCAAAUGGCGGCUGCUGUAUCCCUGGCGCCGCCUGCGAGGGGACAGGACCGUGA
Molecule: messenger RNA, 645 nt
Organism: Saxophila tyrrhenica
Lineage: Eukaryota; Fungi; Ascomycota; Dothideomycetes; Mycosphaerellales; Extremaceae
Exons: 2
Coding region: 1-645 (214 amino acids)
Source: RefSeq, a predicted model, not a curated record